Molecule: messenger RNA, 1986 nt
Organism: Drosophila hydei
Lineage: Eukaryota; Metazoa; Arthropoda; Insecta; Diptera; Drosophilidae
Product: nitric oxide-associated protein 1
Exons: 2
Coding region: 28-1968 (646 amino acids)
Molecular function (GO): GTP binding
Source: RefSeq, a predicted model, not a curated record
AGUUAGUUGGCAUGUCUGUGCCUUAAAAUGUUAAGAACACGAUUUUUAAAGAAAUUAAAUGAAAAUGUUUUGUGUGUUUGGAAAAGAUUACAAAACACAACACCAAAUGAAAAACACAGCUUUCGCCAAAGAGUUUGGCAUGCGGCACGUCAACGCUAUGCCAACUAUGAGCACGUGCACUACAGCUCUUACCUCGAGCACUUUUUCGGGCAACGAAUGAAAUUUGACCAAAGAAAUUCAACGGCUUUUCCACCAUUGGAUGCUUUAAAACCCUUAGAUAGCGAACUGGCAGCACCAAAACCUUCAUCAUAUCCGCCUAACUGGAUGGACGAUUAUGAGUUCUAUAAAGGUGCGAGCGGUGAGGGGGGUAAUAUUGAUUCACAAUAUGGAACUGCCGAUGCAACAGAGCCACCAUCAACGGUGCCGUGCAAUGGAUGUGGAGCACAUUUACACUGUGCCAGUAGCUCCACGCCUGGCUACAUACCCAGCGAAAUUUUUAUAGGUCGCACAAAUACUGAACUACAAACAAUUACCUGCCAGCGUUGCCAUUUUCUUAAGAACUAUAAUAUUGCACUGGAUGUGGAGGUUCCGCCGUCGGCUUAUGUGGAAACCAUUUCGCGAAUACAAGACAAAUAUGCUUUGGCUAUAAUUAUUGUUGAUCUGUUGGAUUUUCCGAGCUCCAUUUGGCCGGGGAUGCAACAGGUGCUUGGUAGCAAGCGACCAGUUUUUCUGGUGGGCAACAAAGUGGAUCUGCUGCCGCGUGACUGCAACAGCUAUUUAACGCAUGUGAAGAGUUGCCUCAAGCAGCAGUUCAUAGAACACGGUGGCUUCAAUGCACUAAACAUUAAAAAUGUAAGUCUUAUAUCGGCCAAGACUGGCUUUGGGAUUGAGGAGCUCAUAACGCAGCUGCACAACAUUUGGGAAUAUAAGGGCGACGUCUAUUUGGUGGGCUGUACCAACGUGGGCAAGAGCUCGCUGUUCAAUAUAUUGUUAAAUUCGGAUUAUUGUCGACCCGAGGCCACGGAGCUUGUGCGGAAGGCAACGACUUGUGCUUGGCCAGGCACAACACUGCAAAUGCUCAGGUUUCCCAUACUACGGCCAUCUGAUUCGCGAGUCUAUACUCGUUUUAAGCGCCUUUUAAUGGAAAGAGAACCGCGAGCGGCACAGGAAAAACUUCGGCGUGAGCAGGCUAAGGAAUCAGGCUCUCAGACAUCGGCUCAACUUAUUGGAACAGUAGGACGCACCUUUGAGAAUCGCGUAGAUGUGGAGGAUGCCUUUGCAAUGUCAAGUGGCACACAACCCAUAACAACACUAAACGAGCGGAAGGCGGAGUAUCGGAAAGCCCGUUGGGUUUACGAUACGCCUGGUGUUAUGCAGCCUGAUCAAUUGACGCCACUGCUAACGACGCAGGAGUUGCUACAGCUACAGCCGACAAAGAUGCUUAAGCCCAGAGCAGUUCGCCUGGCAGCCAAUAUGUCGCUGCUAUUGGGCGGCUUGGCCCGCGUAGAUUUGUUGGAAUGCAAUCGGGACUGGUUAAAACUGUUUGUUUUUACCGCCGAAACACUGCCGUUUCUCAUAGCUGAUACAUCGAAGGCAGAGUUAGUUUAUAAACGAUAUUUGGGUACCUCUGUGUUAGGUGUGCCCAUGUCUGGUGGGGAUGAAACACGUCUGCAACGCUGGCCCGGAUUGCAGUGCAUGGAAAUGGACAUUGUCAUUAAGAAUGGCGCGUCGGACGAUAGUAACGAUGGAAAACAACUUAAUUGUGAUAUAACUCUUAGCUCCGCCGGUUGGCUAGGUCUGCUGAUGCCUGAGAACUCAGAGUGUACCUUGCGUGUUUGGACGCCACAGGCAACCGGUAUUUAUGUAAGGAAACCGGCGUUAAUACCACUGGCCGAUCGUUUGGUGGGCAAACAUAUUCGCCAUUCUCUGGCUUACAAUACAUCAAAGCCAUUUGUCUUUAGAAAAUAGUCAUUUUCAUAUCGGUUU